AGUGCAAUGAUUGCUAAUAAAAUAAAAACCAUAUUUAAAGACCAAUCAUUUGAAAAGUCAGUCCCAAGAGUUCAAACAUUGUUUCAGUGAACUGUUUAAUGAAAAUACAGAAAACAAAUUAAUAUUUAACUAAAUACUUAGUUAAUAAAAAAUCGUUAAAAAUUAUUUGUUUCAUAAUGAGUGCCGAAAAAUAUGAUAAAAAAUUAAUUUGUGUGGUUUGCGGUGAUAAGGCAUACGGUUACAAUUUUGAUGCCAUAACCUGUCCUUCUUGUAAGGUAUUCUUUAGGAGAAAUGCCUUCAAAGUUAAGGAAUUUAAAUGUUUUGCAAACAAUAAUUGCAAAAUCGAUUCAAUUAGUCGCCGCUAUUGUAAACGAUGUCGACUCGAGAAAUGCUAUUCGUUAGGCAUGAGACAGGAUUAUAUAUUGCUAUCACAACAAAUGAAAAAACAGCGAAAAUCCGGUCAAUCACUGAUGACUAGUAAUUAUAGUACUAGUAGUGAUGAUAAUGAUAGCACCGGUAGCAUAAUAUGCAGUUCUAAAAGAGAUGGUAGCACCGAUACUGACAUGGGAUCAAUUAUUGAUGAAGAUAUGUCUGAAAUAUUUGAUGGUAUCAAUUGGGUGGAUGAACCACAGACUACUGAGUCUGAUUGCGGAGAACAGGAGGAGUGUGUCAACGAAACAGAAUAUUCUGAUAGUUGUUUACUACUGAAGCCGCCAAUGGGACGACCUUUAAGUCAAUAUAAUAAUUGCCUUGAAUUGAACGUCCAGGAGGUCGACAAACUGCAAGAACUUUUAAGUGCAAUGAAGUGUCUUAUUGAUGACAGAACCGGGAGCUCAACGCCCAUACAGUCAGCAUCAGUGGCCCUGACUUACGAUGACGUCUAUUGGGUUAUUGGACUACAUAUGGAACGACAUAUUAUUGGCUUAACUCAAUUGUGUAAACAGUUGUCGUCAUUUGAUUUGAUUGUUGAUAACGAUUGGAUUGCAUUAGUAAAGUACGGCUGUUAUGACUUGUUUUGUAUGCGUUCCCUAACCAGGUAUGACCACUAUCGUGAUGUUUGGCGCUUUCAAAUGAGUAUUGAUAAUAUAAUAGACAUUGACAUGGAUUGGGUUCAUCCAAACGAUCAUCAAUUGUUUCGUAAAAUUAUAUGUAAUAUUUAUAAUGACUGGGAGUAUGACUCUACCAUAUUAGACCUGCUAACCGCUAUCAUAUUGUUUAACCCUGAUCAUCCCAUGUUGAUAAACCGCAAUUUAGUUAAACUACAGCAAAACCUUUACAUACAGUUAUUAUCGCAAUAUUUGCUCAUCAAAUGUGUGGACAAAAGUGAAUCUCAAUAUAAAUAUUGUCGACUAAUGAGAGGAGUGUCUGAUUUGAUAAGAUUUUGUCAAAACCAUCGGAAAUCAAUUGAGAGAACCGAUGCCAUGAAAGUACACCAGAGUUUGGUUCGCGAGAUAUUUGGUUUGACACCCGGUUUCUCAUAAUAUAACAUAUUUUUUCGUCAAUAAUAUUAUAUUAAAUAUA
Oppia nitens is the source of this 1521-nucleotide messenger RNA. RefSeq names its product nuclear hormone receptor HR96-like. NCBI's taxonomy places the organism in Eukaryota, Metazoa, Arthropoda, Arachnida, Sarcoptiformes, Oppiidae. Gene Ontology annotation, molecular function: zinc ion binding; nuclear receptor activity; RNA polymerase II cis-regulatory region sequence-specific DNA binding. Gene Ontology annotation, biological process: negative regulation of transcription by RNA polymerase II; cell differentiation; positive regulation of transcription by RNA polymerase II. The coding region runs from base 177 to 1481 and encodes 434 amino acids. The record is from RefSeq and is a predicted model, not a curated record. The transcript is spliced from 7 exons.